GUUAUAGAUGGUUUAUGGAUUGAUUCGAAAUCUAUAUAUUUACUAAUGUGUGAUACAGCAAUAUGACAGGGAGAUGUACUGAGUUCUGAUUUUACGUAAGUCCACAACUAUGUAUGCAUGUUGUUUCCUGAAUAGAAAAUAUGGGUGGUGCAAGGUAUACAUAUCAGGUGAUGUAUAGUGACUUAAACAUUUUAGGCGCUGUUUGAAGCUUGUUAGAUGCAUCUCUUGCUAUUGGUCUCCAAGAAUGGGCCCAAAUCCUUGGAGGCUUCUCUGUUGUUACUGAAGGGGCUUGAGAGAUGGCAGAAAUGUAUACCGUUAAUCACCAUGAGACACUUUCCCUCCAGUAAUACGGACUAACUCCCAUCUGGCUCCCUCCUUACUAUAAGGCUAUUCUCUGUUUGUUAUAAACAAAGCACAGCAAAGAUCAGGACAUAGUGAGAGAGGCUGCUAUCUGAAGCUGACAUCUCUCCUGAAGAACAGAGGUGCAGGGUAAUGUCAGCUAAAUGGCCCUAUGUGUUGUUGUGAAUAUCAACUUGUGCUUAGCAGAGGGGAGUGUUGCCAUGGUGAUUGUUUCAAGAGAGAGAACGGAAACAUAAAGACCAUAUUCAGACUCGUUUGUCACUGAUGAUAUGGAAAGGAAUUGAACUUCGCAGCACAAUGCCAGAAAUCAGAAUAGAAAUCAAAUGACAAUGAUAACAAUGGAAAUCUGCAGAGUCCCUAUUGACAGAUCCUCUGGGACCGGGGUGCCUUAGUCUGGCUGAGGACGAGGUAAAGACGGAGUCUGAUGUGGUAGAGGGGAUGGAUGCGUCUGUACGAUCCAAAGUCCCUGAUCCAUCCGGGUCAGCGGAACGACCAGCGGCGCCACAGAAGAGAAAGGUGUCGAGCCCCACCCAUUCCUCCAAUGGACACUCUCCCUCGGACACCUCCCCGAGCCCUAUCAAGAAAAAGAAGAAGCCGGGGGCCAUCAACUCAAACAGCAAAGACCAGUCAGAGCUAAGACAUGGUCCCUUUUACUAUAUGAAGCAGCCAGCACUCACCACAGACCCUGUUGAUGUUGUACCGCAGGACGGAAGGAAUGACUUCUACUGCUGGCUGUGCCACCGCGAGGGCCAGGUGCUCUGCUGUGAGCUCUGCCCCAGGGUGUACCACGCUAAGUGCCUCAAACUACCAGCCGAGCCCGAGGGCGACUGGUUCUGUCCAGAGUGUGAGAAAAUAACAGUUGCUGAAUGCAUUGAAACACAGAGCAAAGCAAUGACAAUGCUGACAAUAGACCAACUCUCUUACUUGCUCAAAUUCGCACUCCAAAAGAUUAAACAGCCUGGGACUGAGCCUUUUCAGAAGCCUGUGUCUCUGGAGCAGCACCCAGAUUAUGCAGAGUACAUUUUCCACCCCAUGGACCUAUGUACUUUAGAAAAGAAUAUCAAAAAGAAAAUGUAUGGCUGCACUGAAGCAUUUCUCGCUGAUAUGAAAUGGAUCUUACACAACUGUAUUAUCUACAAUGGAGGUAAUCACAAAUUAACAGCAACUGCGAAAGUCAUCGUCAAGAUUUGUGAACAUGAGAUGAAUGAGAUUGAGGUGUGUCCAGAGUGCUACCUGUCGUCAUGCCAAAAAAGGGACAACUGGUUUUGUGAGCCAUGUAGUCAACCCCACCCGCUGGUCUGGGCUAAGCUGAAGGGCUUUCCCUUCUGGCCAGCAAAAGCACUUCGGGAAAAGGACGGGCAGGUAGACGCACGCUUCUUUGGGCAACAUGACAGGGCCUGGGUCCCCAUCAACAACUGCUACCUCAUGUCCAAAGAGAUCCCUUUCUCUGUGAAGAAAACAAAGAGCAUUUUCAACAGUGCCAUGCAAGAGAUGGAAGUCUAUGUGGAAAACAUUCGCAAGAAAUUUGGUGUCUUCAACUAUGCACCCUUCCGCACUCCCUACACUCCCAAUAACCAGCUACAGAUGCUACUGGACCCCGCCAACCCCGGUGCUGGGACAGUGAAAACAGAGAAACCGGAUAAACUUCGCUUCAACUUUGAUAUCACCGCCUCUCCUAAGAUGGUCCUCGGCAAGAGUUCCACACCCAGUGCCAUGAGUCGGAGAGUCUCCAUGACGGACAUGCCUCGUUCUCCCAUGAGCACGAACUCCUCGGUUCACACGGGCUCAGAUGGGGAGCAAGAUAUGGAAAAGGCCAGCAGGAAUCCUGCCUUCCACUACAGCACUGGAGAGGAAUCGAUGGACUGUUCUGCGUCUCCUGUCUCGGGUAAGAUGGGUGCUGCAGGCAGUGUGGCCGGCAGCCCGAAGCCCUUUAACCCUGGGCUGGUGCCCAAGCAGGAGAGGACUGCAGGCACAGGGGGCAUCCUCAAUCUCAAUCUGGAUCGAGUGAAGGCUGAGAUGGAUCUGAAAGAGCUGAGUGAGACGGUGCAACAACAACAGCAGCAGCAAAAUCAGCAACAGGGAGGGUCAGCUGCCCUCACUACCCCAAAGAGACCCAUCAGGAGCCUGGACAAGACUAUUGAGAGCUGCAAGGCACAGCUCGGGAUCGAUGAGAUUUCCGAGGAUGUGUAUAAAGGUGUGGACCACAGUGACUCCGAAGACUCUGAGAAAUCUGACUCGAGUGACAGCGAAUAUCUCAGUGAUGAGGAACACAAGCCAAAGAGCUCCGCUCAGGAUGACAAGGACAAAGCAGAGAGAAAAAGGCCCAAAACAAGCACAGAGGGAGAGAUUAAGGAGGGACUGGCUAAAACCAGCCCUGAAGCCCUGCUCAAAGACAAGCAGGGCAGCAAUGGCCCAGACAGGGACCUGCAGGAUAAGCCCAGAACGCCCCAGUCUCAGCCCCACAGUGACAAGGCCAAAGCUCCAGAGGAGGGCAGAGCAGCUGCUGCUACGUCAGUGGGCGAGCAAGACUCUGAUUCUGAAAGGGAGCUGGUGAUUGACCUGGGGGAUGACCAUGCAGGACGUGACUCAAAGAGGGCAAGAAGAGAACCAGGAGCUUCUGCUGCCAAAACUCCCAAAGAGUCUAAUGUUGCCAAGUUGGAAGGUAAAGUGCCUUCAUCUGCUGCAGCAGCUGCACCGUCACGGGAAGCCGCCUCUAACCUGAAAGACUCUUUGCAACCCACCAUCACAGCAGCCCUCAACCUCGUUUCCACUGCAGCAUCUGGUCAGGCCAGUGCCACCACAGCCAGCAGCGGAUCCACCAGUGCUUCCUCUUCUGCCUCCACCUCGGUCUCCUCCGCAUCGCCAGUACCUGCAGCUGUAAAGAAACAGCGCCCCCUACUGCCUAAAGAGACGGCUCAGGCAGUGCAGCGGGCAGUUGUUUGGAAUCCGACCAAAUUCCAGACGUCGUCUCAGAAGUGGCACAUGCAGAAGGUGCAGAGGCAGCAGCAGCACGGUGAGCAGUCAGCAGUGCAGACACAGGCCCAGAGUCAGGGGCAGACACGCAGCCCACAGCAGCUGCAGUCACAAAAGCAGGACUCAUCAAGUACCCGCUAUCAGACCAGACAAGCAGCCAAGGUGCAACAUAAAGACCCACCUCAGAGUACCUCUUCAUCAACAGCUUCCGUGACCUCUGGAAGCUCCUCUUCUUUCAUGUCUGGAGACGUGCAGAUCCCCACAGUCUCAGCAGAUGUGGCUGCAGAUAUAGCAAAGUACACAAACAAAAUCAUGGAUACAAUAAAAGGGACAAUGACCGAAAUCUACAAUGACCUUUCCAAAAGCACAUCAGGAAACACAAUUGCAGAGAUUCGACGGUUAAGAAUAGAGAUUGAAAAGCUCCAGUGGCUGCAUCAACAAGAGUUGUCAGAGAUGAAGCACAAUCUUGAACUGACAAUGGCAGAGAUGAGGCAGAGUCUGGAACAGGAGAGAGAGCGCUUGGUGGCUGAAGUGAAAAAGCAGACAGAGUCUGAAAAGCAGCAGGCAGUGGACGAGACCAAAAAGAAACAGUGGUGCGCCAACUGCAGGAAAGAAGCCAUCUUCUACUGCUGCUGGAAUACAAGUUACUGUGACUAUCCCUGCCAGCAAGCUCACUGGCCAGAACACAUGAAGUCCUGCACACAGUCAGCCACGGCGUCGCAGCAGGAGCCAGAAGCCGAGGCCAACUCAGACCCUCCAGUGAAAUCAUCAGGCCACUCUCCUGCCAAUCAGACCCUUCCCUCAGCAGCAGGAUCCAUAUCAGACAAAAACAACUCUCCCACGUAUAUGGACAAGAGCAAGGACAGUGCUGGCGUCACUGUGACCUAACUGCUACACUACAGAUACUCUCACUGUUUUUGCAAGGCUGCAGGGUUUGUCUCGUCAACCUAAAAGCUUGAAGGCCUGCACAUUUUCGACACAUCACUUUGAUUUUUCCAUUCCCAUACGUGCAUCUGCUUGGUGGACAUUUUCUCUCGCUCGUCUCUCAUCUCUCACAAUUUCCACAAGUCUGUGUUUUGGUGGGUUUCACAUGUGAAAGUAGUCUGUCUUGAGAAAUAAAAUGUGAGUCUGUGAGUCUUUUCAUAUUGUAGUUUGUUAUAGCUCUGUUACCACUUUGUUUCAAGUCUGAACAAGAUUGUAUCAACACAGAUUAUUUGCUACAUUAACACUUUGAAUGCUGCUCAUAAGUACUUCAUUGCUGUUUUAUUCUGUUGACUGCUAUCCAUAUGAGACAAAAACGGUAAACAGCCAUCAACAGUUUAUACUUAUUUGUCAUGUUGCCAUCAGAGGUAUUUUGAGUUAUGCAAGUUUCAUCUUUAAGUUUUAUACAAUGCUCGCUUCAUGUCAACUGAGGUAUUUUGAAUAAUACGAGUUUAAACAUGUUUUCAACUACGUCCCUCAUGUGGCAUUUUUGGCUCAUACCAGUUUUGUAUUGUCGUUCCACAUUGUAUAGACCUCCAUUUAAAAAAGAAAAAAACAAAUCUGAUUUAUUAAAAACUAAAAAAUUUUAAAUGUACAAAGUUUUUGUAAGAAAAUACCUGAACGAUAUUUAUAGUGUUAUAUGUUUUUAUAGUAUGUUUAAUGAAAUCACAUUUCUAUGUGUCUAAACAAAGUUAUUUGAAAAUAAAUUACUUCACAUGAAUGUCAGCUCUGAGCAAAUCUCUGUUAAACCGGUUAUCCAAAGCUGAGGUAUAUCCUGAUCGGACUUUGAACUGGUUAGGCAUUAAUAGAAACUGCAUUUUGGCUGGAUAUUUCCUGUGAGCAUGUCUGUUUUGAGCUUGUGUCUCGUUUGUGUUUACAUAUUGUACAUACAAUAAAUGGACUCCUGAAGAAAAAUAAAAAUGCUCUGAUCAACUUGG
Molecule: messenger RNA, 5252 nt
Organism: Acanthopagrus latus (yellowfin seabream)
Lineage: Eukaryota; Metazoa; Chordata; Actinopteri; Spariformes; Sparidae
Product: protein kinase C-binding protein 1-like
Exons: 20
Coding region: 799-4221 (1140 amino acids)
Biological process (GO): regulation of DNA-templated transcription
Molecular function (GO): protein binding
Source: RefSeq, a predicted model, not a curated record